This is a messenger RNA of Columba livia (rock pigeon), 6431 nucleotides long. RefSeq names its product sterol O-acyltransferase 1 (gene SOAT1). NCBI's taxonomy places the organism in Eukaryota, Metazoa, Chordata, Aves, Columbiformes, Columbidae. The coding region runs from base 1815 to 3464 and encodes 549 amino acids. Gene Ontology annotation, cellular component: endoplasmic reticulum membrane. The transcript has 16 exons. The record is from RefSeq and is a predicted model, not a curated record. Gene Ontology annotation, biological process: cholesterol efflux; cholesterol metabolic process. Gene Ontology annotation, molecular function: cholesterol binding; cholesterol O-acyltransferase activity; fatty-acyl-CoA binding.
UGCUGAGUUUUUUGCGCGUUGCGGGUGAGCCGUGCCACGACCUGAACUUUGUUUUGCUAUCUUUUGAUGCCGGGGGUGUCCCACACCGGCUGUCCUGGUUGUGCCCAAGGGCCAAAGGAAAGCCUUGGAGACUGAAAGGUGUUUGAGAUAAGCUUAUUAUUUAGCAUAAGCGGUAUUGGAGGUAGAAGUGCCCUCACCGUGCUACCGAGCCUUGUGAAAUGCAGAGAUUUAGGUGUAGGGUGUUGCUUUCCUCCUAAUUGCCAAUGUUUCGAAAGGGAAGAUGGAGAAACUCGAGGUUUCUGAGACCUUUUACGAGUACCAUAAGACAAUCAUGCCUAUAAAACCAGGGAGUUUCUGCUGGGAAAUCAGUUAAUGGGCUGUAUUUGUGGUUCUAGAUGUCCUGCAAGCACCUGGAGUAGGAUGAAUGGAGUGAGUUUACUGAUUGUGAGGAGCAGUUUCCUUCAGUGAAGAGGAUGGUGAACGUUUUGGAGUUAUCCAGGCAUUGUGUGUUGAUUGGUUUAGUUCUUGCUGAGAUUGGAGGGAAGGCCUGAUGCCCUCUUUACACACUGAUGUGCUGAUAGCUGCUUAAAUAUAGUAGUGCUAUGUCUCUGUUCAUAUGGAAACUAGACUAGGAAAAUGUUUGUUUUCAUAGACUUCCCCAUGCACAGUUCCUGUUUUGGUGUGAAAAAGGCUUUGUGUCCACCACUUAGCCUAUGUGAAUUCAAUAAGAUUUUAGGUUAAUUGCUUUAGCUUUUUUUUUUUUUCCCCACAUGAUUUUUUUCCUUCCCCCACCCUUAAUCUCAUUAUUUUUAACUCCUUUCUGUCACACGCUAACCGCUCCGCACUGGGGAGGAAGGAUUGCGUCCUUCACUUCUUGAAGAAGAUUAAGAGUGUACUGUGAAAAGAAUAAGAAUUGUGAUCCUCUGUUACAGCUGGAAAAGCUCUACCUUUAAGGACAGAUGUGGCUCAUGAGAACAGCUUGAUGUGGAUCAGGAGGCAGCGAAGAGGCUCGCUGCUGGCCAGGGAGUAGCUUGUUAACAUGUGAAUUUAUAAGGCACGUUGUUUUUUUUUCCCCCUCCAUCACUCUGUAGACCAUAUUGUGUGAUCAGAGCAUCCCAUUCUUAUCCUGUCGUAGAGUUUUGGGCAAGUGUAAGAGCGGAAAGAUUGAAGUGUUUGCCUGUCCAUGUUGUCCACGUAGCUGUAAGCCCUGGGUGGGCAAAAUGAUCCUUUCCUCCAAGAUGAUCCAGCUAUAUCUGUGCCUUGUGGGGAGGUGGAUGAUGGUGAUUAAUUUGGUUUAAAGGCAAGAGGGUUGCAGCAAAAACUGUGCAUAGAGCUGGUAGGAUGUAGAUGGGUUCUGCCCGCUACCCUUCUGUGCUGGUGGGCAUAGUUACUGUAGGAAGAUUGACCAUAUUCUUGCCUGGUUCUUCCUGUUCUCCAUGUAAAUGCGUUUUGUGUUAUGUAAAUUACGAUAAUGUGAGCUAUCAGGUGUUGUACAAAGCCAGCUGGGCAGUUUGUCAUUUUUAUGGUCUUUGUUUUGUAGCUUGCAGACCCAACUGUGGUCUCCUGAGACAGAGCUGCAAGAAAUGGUGUUGGUGAUUGAAUGAGUCAUUUGUUGUUUGGGUUGUUUUUCCCCUGUAUGCUGUGAUGUCCAAAAGGAGAACGGGAGGCUGUUGUACUAGAGGGACAAACACAGGAAGCUGAAGCAUGAAAAUGUCUGAUCAGAAGUCUUAUUUCUCUUCUGCAGCCUCAGUGUUAUGAGGAAAUCCAUCCUUAAAUAAUUAUGAUCUUACUUCUAAGAUCUUCUAUAAGCAACAAUGGCAGGUGAAGACUGUGUAAGAAAACGCCAGUCCGGCUCCACCAGCAAGAGCCCUGAGAGUGAAGAAACACAGAGGAGACCUGAGAACGAGAGGUCAUUUCAAAAUGCAAGCAAUGGCCGGGUUGAUGUCGACCAUGCGAUAACACGGAAAAUGCAGCUAAUAGCAGAAGCUGAGCAAUUGAAGCCAGUUUUCAUGAAGGAAGUGGACAGUCACUUCACGGAGUUUGUGAACAGUUUGGUGGCAAAAUCAGCACUCCUGGACUCCUCAUCUCCAGCCUCCCUCUUCCCAGCUUCUUGCUCAGAGAAGGAACUGCACAGAGCCAAGACCUUGAGGGCUCCUCCAGAACACGGGAAGAUCUUUACUGCCAGGAGAUCCCUUUUGGAUGAGCUGUUUGAAGUGAGUCACAUCAGGACGAUCUACCACAUGUUCAUCGCUCUUCUCAUUGUCUUUAUCCUCAGCACGCUUUUAGUAGACUUCAUUGAUGAAGGAAGGCUGGUCCUAGGAUUUGAUCUCUUGGUCUUUGUUUUUGGAAAGUUCCCAGUCGUCUUCUGUACUUGGCUGUGCAUGUUCAGUGCCACAGUGAUCAUUCCAUACAACCUCUUUGUCUGGUGGGCCCAAGGCCAUUGCAGUUCCUCCCAUCGCAGAAUCCGCUCUUUCUUCUACGGGAUGUUGUUCACACUCUUCCAAACAGCUGGGCUUGGAUUUGGACCAACCUAUAUUGCUGUAUCGUACGCCCUGCCUCCAGCUUCCCGUUUUAUUGUAAUACUGGAACAGGUGCGUCUUGUUAUGAAGGCUCAUUCAUUUGUGCGGGAGAAUGUACCCAGAGUGCUAUCUUCUGUAAAGGACAAGUCCAGUACAGUACCUAUUCCCAGAAUUUCUCAAUACCUGUACUUCCUCUUUGCUCCCACCCUCAUCUACAGAGACAACUAUCCCAGGAGUCCUGUGAUAAGAUGGGGCUAUGUAGCUACCAAGUUUGCACAGGUGCUUGGUUCCCUUUUCUAUGCUUACUACAUCUUUGUGAGACUCUGCAUUCCUCAGUUUCUCAACAGUGGUCAAGAAACCUUCAAUCUUCGUGGGUUGGUCCUCCGCAUCUUCAAUUCCAUUCUGCCAGGUGUGCUGAUUCUCUUCCUGGUUUUCUUUGCAUUCCUUCAUUGUUGGCUUAAUGCGUUUGCUGAGAUGCUGCGCUUUGCAGAUAGGAUGUUCUACAAGGACUGGUGGAACUCCACUUCCUAUGCAAACUACUACCGAACCUGGAACGUGGUAGUACAUGACUGGCUAUAUUACUAUGCCUACAGGGACUUCCUUUGGUUUUUUGGUAAGAAGUUCAAAGCAGCAGCUAUGCUGUCUGUCUUCACAGUAUCAGCUGCUGUGCACGAGUAUGUUCUGAGCAUCUGCUUUGGCUUCUUCUACCCCGUUCUCUUUUGCCUGUUUAUGUGCUUUGGAAUGGUCUUCAACUUCAUCCUUAACGACCGUCGAAAAGGGCCCAUCUGGAACGUGAUCAUGUGGACAUCCCUUUUCCUGGGCCAAGGUGUCAUCAUUUGUCUCUACAGCCAGGAGUGGUACGCCCGCUGCCACUGCCCUAUGGAAAACCCCACGUUCCUGUACUACUUAAAACCACGUUCAUGGUCCUGUCCUAUGAAGAUGUAGAAACAGUACACUCGGGCCGUGUCAUCACGGAAUAUCAGAGUUGUCCUCCAAGUAUUUGUACCAAUGACCUAACUCACUAUGGACUUUUUCUAAAGGAAGUUGUGCCUCCUGAUUAUUGGGGAGAAACUGUAAUUUUUACUGAGGCAAACCAGUUGACCUGGGUUGCAACAGGCUUCAUAGACAGCAUGUGCUACAUGCUGUCCCACUUUGAGCCAUUUCCAUGCCAGUUAAACAUUGAGCUGAAGGUGGAGUCUACUGGAAUCCUGCUCAUCCAGGGGUCCCCCCAAGUUGCUGCUCUUCUGGACAGUAGCUCCUCUAAUCAGUUUUCUUGUAGCUCAUUGUUGGCGUCCGUCCAUCUUCCUUAGCCAUCCCUUUGCAAUUUUUUUUCUCCCUUUUAGUAGUGGGAUGUCUACAAAACUUUGUGAUCCUGUUUGCUGCUAUGAUGUGGACAAGUGGCAGAGCAACAGGAUAUUUGCCUCCUUGCUCUGAAAAUAGCCAAAGUAUUCCUGGGUGGCUCUGAACCGUGUUCUGUGUACAUUGGCUGCCUACAGAUUUAAAAUGGGCAGAGGAGGAGGAGAUUGUCAGUUUGUGGCUGCAUUGGAGAACCAGGUUCAGAAGCAGGGCACAGUGUGUGUAGUCUUCAUAUGACCUUUUACACUGAAAAUUUGUUUUUUCUGUUUUCAUUAAUUUCCCAACUGACAGCGUUUUUGUUCUCUUGAAGGCCUUUGUGACUAGAGGAACUGUUUUUCUUCUAGCUACAACCUUUCUAUUGCUCCAGAUAAUCAAUUCUUUUAACACAAUUAACUUGUAAAAGAGCUUUUGCUUUAAUAUGGCAGGUGCUUUAAGGUAUACAAGUCAUUAAACCUUCCUUUAGUAUGGAAGAUUUUGAAAUACUAUGACCCAACUGUAAGAAAACGCAAAUGACUUUACAGGUACGUAGCAUGUUCCCAUCUGAAAUGACUCCAUCCAGUUCCAUAUGCCAGCACAUCUUGGUGACUCUUGCCAACCUGUAUCAUAGCAGCUUCUAACGCUGUCAGUGGAAAAUGAGGGUUUGACCCAGUGUCUGGAGUCAGAGCUGCUUUUUAUCUGCUUGAGUCUGCUCUUGUGUCAGUGGGGCCUUCAGGUGAAGAUCCGUUCCACAGGUAGUGCCUGGGUAGGACACCCUCCCAUACACAUAGAUAAAGGCAGAAGCAUUAUGUUAAUUUGUUCCCUCCCAUACACACAGAUAAAGGCAGAAGCAGUAUGUUAAUUUGGUCCCUCCCAUACACACAGGUAAAGGCAGAAGCAGUAUGUGAAUUUGGUGUUUCAGUAUCUAUUAAUUAGGCAUUAGUUAGGCAUUCAGUUUCCUUGUUCUCUCAGAUGUUAAGCGCAAAAGGGAACUUGCAUAGUAUCCAAGUAUGUAUCUCUCUGGUUUUACUGGAACUGCAGCUCCCAUUAUUGGAGAGGGAGGGUCACCUGAUGGAGGUACCUUAACUUUGGUCACCUGAUGGAGGUACCUUAACUUUGGUCACCUGAUGGAGGUACCUUAACUUUGGUCACCUGAUGGAGGUACCUUAACUUUGGUCACCUGAUGGAGGUACCUUAACUUUGGUCACAGGGAUUUCUGAAUUACUCAAAUAUUCUUUAUUGGCCGUUUUUGGUAACAGCUUUUCCUUACUGACCUGCGGCCCAGGUCUUUGAUACCAGCAGUCUUGGGACUGCUGAUGGGCUUGUCUUCUCAUCCACAUAAGACUCUUUUGGGCUUUUGUUUUUUUAUUCACCUGAGUUAAAACUAAUGUAAUGAAAGCUAGAUGAUACUCAAACUCUUCCAGGUUUUCACUUUUCUUUAAGAAGGAAUCUCACCCUUCAGAAAGGAUGUUUUGUCAGGUCAAAUUUGCCAAAUCCAGUGUUUGCGUAUGUCACUCUCCUCUGACAAUAUCUCCUACUAGAACUACUUUGUUAAAACAGUGGGGUUAAUUUCAGAGGAAGGGGUUCAUGUAUAUACUCAAACUUGGCCAUAUUAGUAUAUAAAAUCCUGAGAAUGAUAUAAAUUACUUUAACCACAUUCAGUUUGAUUAAUCCUUAAUUUUUCACUGUACCUUUUGUGGGAGGAAGGGAUAGAAGUGCUGAAGCAACUAAGUUUCCUUUUUCUAAAGAAAUAAACAAAAAACCUCAGCCUUUGGCCAAACAGCUUUGUCACCUCCUUAACGUAGGAUGAAACUCAGUCCAGUACAUUUUAGUUCUGGUGCUCAAAACAUUUAUGUACAGCUCUAAUUGCACUCAAAUAGGGUGUGAUGGAUUAGGGACUUGAUUUAUCUUCUUGAUGCCUGUGUCAGGUCUUGCUACUGUCUCAGCGUUCUCAAAAGGAGAUCAAAUCAUGGCACUUUGUGCCAAGUUUUGGUGUUUCCUCCACAGCUAGCACUGUCAUUCCUCAUAAAGAAUAUCAGCAUUUGCUGUGUCAGCGUCCUCAGUGUUUAAAGCCUCUGAGGGCUUGAGCAUCUGGCAAGCAAAAGACAACCAGAAAGGGAUGCUCAGCUGUUGGAACUAGUCUUAAUUUUUGACAGAUUGAGGUUUUUAGCCUUGUAGACCAAGGCAUCUGGCAACUGUGCUGUCAGGGCAUUAACAAUUGGGAUAACUUUCUGUUUCCUGGGGGUUUGUUGAAAUUGCAUUUGAAUGUGGGCUUAUUUUCCUUUUUCUCAAGAGUACUGGAGGGGAAAUACUCUUUUGCACAUUGUUUAAUUGGAGUUAAUUAUACCAUGUUUGUUUCAGUUUUCUUAGGCUCUGAGUGCCAGAGCCAGCAAUAUUGUAUUCUGGUCGGUAAUGAGGAUGCUAAGGUUCACAACCUGCCCUUUACAAAUUCUUAAUAAUAGUAUAUACUGUUUCCUGUGGUUCUUUCCAACACGAGAACCGUGCAGCUUGCUUCCAUGGUAACUCCCUCAGUUUUGAGGUGGAAAGCUCCCAGCUCCUUCCUCAGAAACAUCACAAAAA